GAAGAGAAACAAGCCUCUCUUUGAAUUUCAGAUCCCUCCUUUCCCACAUUGCUUCAAUUCAUUUCCCAUCAAUUUUUUUUUUUCUCAGGAAAUUUCAUCAAGCUUGACAUUCUUGUUUCUUGGAUUUUCGAAGGUUUCUGGGUGAUUUCUGAGAAACAAGAAUACUUACGGGUACUAAAGGGAAAGUUUGUUCUUUUUUCUUGAUUUUUUUUUUUGGGGUUGAGAGAGGGGAGAGAUGCAUAUUGAAGAAGGGUGUGAGGAUCAGGGUUCAUUGGAUGCAAAGCGGGCUUUGGUAGGAGCUGCAGCUCGGGCUCUUUUUUACCCUACUCUGGUUUACAACGUUGUCAGGAACAGGAUUCAGCCUGGGUUCCGAUGGUGGGACAGGGUCGAUGAGUUUGUUUUGUUGGGUGCUGUGCCCUUCCCUGCUCAUGUUCCAUGCUUGAAGGAACUUGGCGUUUCUGGAGUCGUCACCUUGAAUGAACCCUAUGAGACUUUGGUUCCAAGUUCGCUAUAUCAAGCUCAUGGCAUCCAGAAUUUGGUGAUUCCAACAAGAGACUAUCUUUUUGCACCAUCAUUUUCUGAUAUAAGCCAAGCUGUAUGCUUCAUUCAUGAGAAUGCAUCUCUGGGGAAGACAACAUACGUUCACUGUAAGGCCGGGCGGGGGCGCAGCACAACCAUUGUUUUGUGCUACUUGGUAGGACACCGCGACAUGACCCCUGAUGAUGCAUAUGAGUAUGUUAGAUCUAUUAGGCCAAGGGUGCUUUUAGCCUCUUCCCAGAGGAAGGCUGUUGAAGAAUACUAUCUUUGCAAGUUGAAUAAAAUUAGAAGGCCUGGAAAUGGAAAUCCCUGCUGCAGGAUAGUAAAGAAGCCUCUAUUCCUUCCAGCAAAAACAGACACAGCAUUGUUUGAUGAUAGCUCUGUUGUAUUUGUAACAGAAUCAGAUCUAGACGGAUAUGAUGCUACCCCUGACUCAAGUGUGGCUGGUAAUAAGAUAGCAGCAGUAGGGGGCCUGGCUUGCAGGUUUCAAGUUGCUAGUCAGGCUGCUAGUGCCAGACUUUCAUGCUUGUGGCUCAGAUGCCAAGCAGACCAGAAAGCAUCAGUGAAGACUGGUCAAUUGCAGAGUGUUAGUGUAGACAUUCGUGCCUAUUGAUGUGUUCAAUAUGUUAAUUUAAGAAAUUUUCAUUUCUUUCUCCUAAAGUGCUUUCCAUUUCUUCUCUUAUCCUAUUUUUGCAUUCAUUCCCCUUUCAUCUGUUGCUGAGAGUGAGAAAUUGUGAAUUAGGUACCUUUAGGACUAGGUUGAUCUUCUCCUUCAUUCCAGACAUAUGGUACUGGAGAAGGCAUGUUGUACCUGGCUAGUUAUUUUUCUCUCUUUUCCUGUAUGAGGCCAAUUGUAAUGCUGGUUUUGUUGUUCCAAUGAGGGUAUGACUGUAAGUUUGUGUACGGAUCAAACUUGUUUCAAUGAAAGAAUUUCUUUUCU
Messenger RNA from Rubroshorea leprosula, 1477 nucleotides. Lineage: Eukaryota; Viridiplantae; Streptophyta; Magnoliopsida; Malvales; Dipterocarpaceae. The record is from the annotation of a GenBank genome assembly.